This is a messenger RNA of Cylindrotheca closterium, 2064 nucleotides long. Lineage: Eukaryota; Bacillariophyta; Bacillariophyceae; Bacillariales; Bacillariaceae. The record is from the annotation of a GenBank genome assembly.
AUGGAUGUGAUUAAAAAUCCGGGAAUGAACCUUUACCAAGGAAGGGACCAACCUAAUAAAGGUAAAGGUAAAGGAAAAGGAAAACCGAAGGAUGGAAAGAAAAAGGCAGCAUGUUAUGUGUGUGACAAAGAGGAUCAUAUGUCUCCAAAAUACCCAGACAGACUGCUACCAGAGAUUCAAUGGAAACAUCCGAAACACUAUGUUGAUUACGGGAAGAAGCUCAAUCUUAAUCAGAUUGGAGCAACUGUCUCAACUACAGUUACAGUUCCUGGACCUUCUCCAGCGACAAGUGUGAUCACAGGUGGAACAUUGAGUGUUGCGGGAAGUGUUAACACACCUUUGCGACUUGCUGGUACUACAGGUAAUCAAAUGAUCCAAGUUCCUACAGGUAAUCAAAUGAUGCAAGUUCCUUCAGGAAUGCAGCUCAUGCAGAUUCCAACUCAAGGUGGCGGCACUGUUACUGUCCCUUACUCUAUGAAUGCUAACGGUGAGAUUGCGUUCAGUGGAAUGCAACUCAGCCAACAAGGCUUCUGUGGUGCACAAGUGCGCCAAGGAUUCGAUGCAACUCAAGCUCGAACUCCGCAAGUUGUGAAGACUGGCUAUUUUGAUACGUCAAAUGUCUUUCAGGAUGCUAUCAAGGGAAAGGAUGAGAAUGGCAAUGAUGUCUAUCUUAUUCCAUGUCCUGCUGGAACGACUAACGUCGAACUUCAAUCCGACUGGCACUACGCUAGUAAAAAUGAAGACUUGCCUGAUCUUGCUACUGAAGCUGAUCGAGCUGAGAAAGAGCUCGAUAUGCACACUAACGUGGGCAGCAGAGUUCUCGAUGAAGAAGGGUUUCUAGGAAGAUUUCCGCCUCCAGCCUACUAUGAUGAAGACAGAAUUGCCAAUGUACUUGCUAUGCGCGAGAUGAAUGCUAAUGGUGAGAUUACGUUCAGUGGAAUGAAACUCAGCCAACAAGGCUUCUGUGGUGCACAAGUGCGCCAAGGAUUCGAUGCAACUCAAGCUCGAACUCCGCAAGUUGUGAAGACUGGCUAUUUUGAUACGUCAAAUGUCUUUCAGGAUGCUAUCAAGGGAAAGGAUGAGAAUGGCAAUGAUGUCUAUCUUAUUCCAUGUCCUGCUGGAACGACUAACGUCGAACUUCAAUCCGACUGGCACUACGCUAGUGAAAAUGAAGACUUGCCUGAUCUUGCUACUGAAGCAGAUCGAGAAGCGAUCAAUCAUGCCGAAGCAAUCUUUGGACCUGACGCCUCUACAUUGAAAGGCAAGUCAACAAGACCAACUCCCAAGAAGACGUACGACAACUUCUUCAGUCCACCAGAGGAAUUGUAUCAACAUAAUCGAACAAUUACCGUCUGUAUUGAUCACAUGGAGAUCGAGAAUGCUAAGUUUCUCACCUGCAUUGAUACCACUGUGCGUUAUCGCUCAUGUAUUCCCGUGCCGAACCUGAAGAGUGACCCUGUAUUUGAAGCAUUGGAUAAGAUGUUCCGCCGCUACAACAAGGCAGGCUUUCAAGUCAAGACGAUCAAGUGUGAUCAGGCAUUCAUUCCUCUCACGGAUGAUAUGCUAGAUGAUAUGGGUGUUACUAUCAAUCCGACUGCAGCUGGAGACCACAAACCUACAGCUAGGCAAAGCAAUCGAACGCUGAAAGAAAGAGUUAGACAACUCAUUGAUAAUGUCAAUAUCAACUACAAGAGUGACAUGGUUGCUGAGCUUGGACAGUAUGUUCAUGCAAUUGGGACGGAUUCCAGCAAUUCAAUGGAACCACAAAGUAUUGAAGCUAUCUACAUUGAACCUACAAAGGGACAACGUAAUGGGCACCGAGUGCUGAUUUCUCGACCCAAGGUUGUCGUACUACCCGUUACCGAUCAAGUAAUCCAGCGUGUUGAAGCUUGGGCUGCUGCCAAAGGUGUUACUUCCAUGAAGUUCUUUGAUAAGACGAGAGAUUUGGAGACAUUUCAAGAUGGCGAUCAAAUCGCAGGAGUGGAUGACACGGAACAAGGUUACUUAGAGGAAGCCUUCGAUCAGGACUAUGAACCUGAAGAAGAAGAUGAACGUGAUUUCAAC